GAUACACGUGCUGAAGCUAAAAAUGCCGUCGACCGCGCGCGAUUUAACAUGCAUGCAUCAUAACAGUUACGAUCGAUACUGCUCUCUCUAUAUGCUCUAGAUCCGGCACCCGUACCUAGUAUCGUGUAUACCCGUACCUAGUUCACACUCACCUUGCACGUAUACAAAAGUGCAACUUUUUUUUGAUAUGAGUGAUGGCUGGCGAUGCAAGUGAAGGAUCUGUCUUGGAGGCAGAUGAAGCCUUCUUCACCGAGGAGGCUUAUGAGAAUUUUACAAUCCAACCCAAGUUUGAUGCCAACCUGUUCAUAGCCUACAAUCCAUCCAUCAAAGGGUGCACCAUCUCCCCGGUUAAGAAAAGAAAGUUAUCGCAGGUCCCAAACACAUCACAGGUCCCCAACAAUGAGAACAAUCAAGAGAUUGAGGUUUUAUCAGUGCAGCCUGCCAAGGAAGUGUCAUCAUGCAAUGCUCCAAAGCAGGAUGUCAAUCAGAAGACGCCAAAAAUUGUCUGGAAUUUGAAGAGUCCCAAGGCAGGGUUUCCUUAUCCAAGGCAUUCCUGCAUGACCCAUGGCCAGCAACAGCGAUACAUUGAGCUCUCACAGAAGCAUGGACACUGGCGUCCCAACCAGACCAGAUACUCCAUGACCCCUGAGGAUAUCACCGACAAACAACAGCUUAGGAAAUUGCAGAUGUUGGUGCAGCAAGAGCAGCAGGAUUUCAUGAAGUUUGCGGAACACGUUGCCAGGUGCAGUCCCAAAGAUUAUGAACAUCUGCCCCCAGCAGCACUGCAGUAUGCCAUGAAUCAGUGGCAUUUACAGGAACAAUAUGUCAAGCAACUGCCUCAGUAUUUCAGUGUAUGCCAGACUAUUGGCAUCGUGCCAGCUGCCGUCUUUCCCACAGACCCUGUGCUGACAUUCUCGACUCGUCUGCUGCAAUUGGGACAGCCACAGGUCGUGGAGCCGUCAACCCUUGAUGGCAAGCUCAAUCACAAUCUGGUACCAGCGUUCAACAGAUGCAGUCAGCACAAGCAAGCAACAGGCAGGGGAAGCAGCAUCGGAAUGGACACAGGCAAGGACCUUAGCACUGAUGAGAAUGCUGUGAGGUUAGCUGCCAGGUACCAGGCAAACAUUGUCAUAGCAAUGGCUGCCUUGCCAACACUCGCCGAUAACCAUGCCCCUGACUAUGACAAAAGCUGGCGCAUUCCUGUGCAGAUUCGUUCAUCCAACAUGUCAGACACUGACUCAACAUUGAAGACUGUUUUCAUCAGUGAUCCACUGACAAAUCCAUGCUUUCCUCACGAUGUCAGCCGGGCGUUCCACCAAGUGGCACUGCAUGACCUGGUUACGGAAGGUUCACAGGUUCAGAAGUCACCAGACAAUGCGGUCUUGACUGACCAGGAUUUUGGGACAUCCUCGCAAGAUGAUAACCAAUAUGAUGACUAUUUGGAGCAUGAUUUGACAAGUCUGGAGACUUUUGGGUCGCCUCCUAUGAAGUCGCAUCACAGGAAGUUGAAGGACGCUCAAAUGAAGAACAAAACUGAAACAAAGGGUAGCCGUCCAAAUCAUUCUCAACAGUGGGACAUAAAUACUGCAAGUACUGGCUCAGCAAAGCCAACUGAAGGAAACUUGGUUUGCCUACCAAAACAUGAUCCUGAUCAAAGCUUGCCAGAAGUAACAAAUGAGUCUAUUACCUUAUCAGAGCUGACUCCAGAAAUGAAACACAGCUUGGCACCACUAACUGAACAACUGUUUACUGAGGGGAUGGAAGAAUGUUUCAGAAGAGAAAGUGACGAAGAGGAAGUGAAUGCUGCAAAAGAGCAGUUAACUGAUCAAGCAAAGCAAAGUGGCUCACAUGUUGUAACUCAGGGUAACCAGAGAGAAACAUGCCAGAGAUCUCGGUGUGAAAGUCGGGAGCUGGGAUUGGCGAGUGACAGCAGUGAAGCAGAAGGGGAAUUAGUCAUUGCACUGUCCUCAGGCCCAGAUUCCCCACUGAAAACUUCUAGCAACCAAUCAGCUGUGACAAAAGGGAUCACUGAAAUGCAAGAUGUUGGUAAACACAAUACGGAUAGUGAAGAAGAAGAUCCAAGCAUGACUGGUUUAGAAGAUGAUCAGCUUGACACUUCCGUCAAAAACACACCCAGAGCCAAAAGGCAAGAAGUACCUCAGGGUGUAGAACCCAAGGAAGCUCCCACCCCAAGGAGGAGCCGUAGACUCCAGAGGAAUCAGCCCUCAGACAUCAGCUGCAAUGCUGCUCUGCCCCACUCAUCGGAAAAGACACUUGAACUACCUCUACCUGACAUGCAAGUACUUGAAUCAGUCGCUGAAGACACAGUGGGUGGGGGAAAAAGCAAACCUGCCAUCGCUCUUCAAGAGGUCAUGGGAGAGGCUAUACUAGACUCGCCCCUCUCCCCUCCCCCUCAUGAGAAAGGCCUUGCUCCACCCAACCCUUCAACAGAAAAGAGAACACCGACACAAGAGCCUGAAUCACUGCAGCUUAAAAAGCAGAAAAUGACCAGCAGAAGUGUAGUAGAUUCCUCAUCUCCUGAGAGUAAGCAGGCACCUUGCUUGAGAUACAAUCUCAGAUCAAAGUCUGCUGGAUCUGGAAAUCAAGACCACCAUAUGGCUGUUGGAGCAGAAACUCUUAGCAAAGAGCAAAAAGCUAGCGGGAGGUUGUGCUUUGAUCACUAUCUUCCUUCAACCAGGAAAAUGUCACUAACUAAUGAGGUUUGCUCCUCAGAAUUCUCAACUGGUCAAGCAGUGCUUGAUCUUCCUGUCUCGGAAGGGAAUCAAACUGUACUCAGAAAACCAGCAAAAGACACAACCAAAUCCAGCGAACAGGACAGCAGAAACCCCAAGAGAAGUCCUGCACUCAGAAGACCUACCCAGCCUGUGAAGCAAAGCCUGGCUACGUCUGGAGUGGAGUCUACAAUUGAUUCCAUUCUCAAACUCCAGGAGCGGUUACACAGUGGCAAGGUGGUCAACCAGUCUCCUGCCCAGCCGCCAAUCAGUGCUGCCGUUGGAACCAUGAAUGUGCAAGGGGAUGGAUAUAUGGAGAAGGCAUCAGAUUACAGCACACCAUCGGAAGGAAAUGCUGACUACAGCUUGUGGAGGUUUGGCCGACAUUCACUGGUUGUCAGGAGUAAUGUUGAUGCAAUCACUUUGAACCAUGCAGAUGGUUAUCCAAACAAGACUCAAGUUGUGACCAUUGUACCCAAGAUGGAGCACCAAGCCCACUUUGGCCAUGAGCAGAUCAGUGUUAGUGAACUCACUAAGUUGUGGAUGAGUCUGUUGCUACAGCCAGGGUCAAAGGUCAUACAAGGUCGUGUCAAUGCCAUGACCUCUGACCUUAUGAAGCUUGAACAGUUUGACAUGAACAGCGCACUGUGGGAACAGCCAUCCUUUCAACCGUCUUGCUGUAUGAAGAUGAUGUUUCAAAUUCUUGACAAACUUACCACUCUCCCUGAAGGACACUACUUGCUAUGCCACUCUGCUGGUGACAUGCACGCCUGUAUCUUGCAGACAGCGACCUCUGGUAAAAAAAGGUCACUCUUUGAUUUGCAUCAGAGCUACUCCCAAGGACCCAUGAUACAGUCUUGCCCACCUCAGCUGUUACCAUGGUUACCCUUAGACACCAAUAUGAUGCUGCCUGAGCAAAUUGCUACCGGUCGUAUUCCUGCCACUUUCCCGCCCAAAAACACCGGCACAAAUGCUAGAGGUGGUGUUACCAAAGGAGCAUCAAAGAAGAACAAGAAGAAAAAGAAGAAAGCUGGCAAGAAGUAAACUGGGCGUGUCUUUCCCUUCCAAAAGAGAGAGCCUGCUUCUGAAAGUUUGAGAAGUCCCUGUCUCCGAAAAGUCUACAUAUUUUGCUGUCACAAUGCACAAUGGGGACUUGUGUUGCAUCCCGCCGGUGUUCCAAUGAACGUUCCAUACGGAACAAGAACGUUCCGACUUUUGAGACGUUGCCUUAGUUUUUGUUCAAAUGGUGCCAGCAAUUCAGUUUCCAAUUUCAAUUUGGAUGCACUUUUAUUAACACACAUUUGUAACCGGCAGAUUAUGCUAUAUUGUUCUAACAUUUUAUGCCUAAAAGUUUGAGGGCAGUUGCUGUAUGCUUUUAAUGCUCAACACAGUCAAAUGUGUGUAAGGUGAAAACUAAAUAAUUAAGAAAAUAGUCCGUCUGUGAGCUUAUAUCCAUUUCUCAAUAUUUUCAUCAUAUAUUUGAUCUAAACUACUGUGCAUCAUAUCACGUUACAUCACAGUUUUGGAAAUAAAAAUGCAUUGAAUAAAUUAUUUCAUCUUUACUAAAAAAUCGCACAAUUUUAGACUUAUACAUGUACAUGUAAAUGAUUUGAAUACUUUGCAAAAGAAUGUUUUCAUUUGUAUGUUUGACUUUCAGACAUUUAGCAAUAAAAUUUGUACACGCUAAUAUCCACACCACAACAUGUCCAUCGAAGUAUUUCAACUUUUAAGGGUCAAUGAAGUGAAUGUUUCUGACGAGCAUGUUGUUCAACUUUCUACUCCCCUUAACUGUAUGAAAAAUAUUUUGCAACCCUUUUUGGUUAAUUUUAUUGAAGAGUGAACUUCCUUAAACAUGCAAAAUUGUCUAUGCUUUUCCCAAGAAUUGAGGGCUCUGCAGUGUGAUGUCAUUUCAAGAAGACAAUGUUCAGUUAAGGGAUUUUCUGUUCAAAUUGUGAACCAAAAUUUUGCUUAUUGAAUUUUGUUGUGAGAAAAGUUUGCUCACUGGCCCAAUGCCAUUUACUGACACAACAACGAGUCACUAAAGAACAGAAGAUUUACGACAGCAAAAUAUCAAACAUUCUGGCAAUUAGGUGCUGAAAUAGCUGUAACACUGAGAUUUCUGCCUGAAAUGACAUUACAUCUUUUGUUAAUGAAUGUGGAAAUUUACGUCAGCAUAAAAAUAAAAAAGUCACCAAAAUACC
This is a messenger RNA of Patiria miniata (bat star), 4933 nucleotides long. RefSeq names its product little elongation complex subunit 2-like. NCBI's taxonomy places the organism in Eukaryota, Metazoa, Echinodermata, Asteroidea, Valvatida, Asterinidae. The record is from RefSeq and is a predicted model, not a curated record. Bases 195 to 3776 code for a protein of 1193 amino acids. The transcript has 15 exons. Gene Ontology annotation, cellular component: transcription elongation factor complex. Gene Ontology annotation, biological process: snRNA transcription by RNA polymerase II; positive regulation of transcription by RNA polymerase III; snRNA transcription by RNA polymerase III.